AGGCCCAAAACGGUCUAAAUACAAAUGGCGGUACAUUUUAUUUUCUUGCAGUUCCCUUCCAUUUUCUGACCAACCAAACAGAAAAAAAGCUGAAGGCAUCCAUCAGCACGAAGGCGCAGACAUGGCGAUUUUGUUGUCUACAGCUACUCUCCCUUCGAACCCGAUUAAGCUGAGCCUUAAGUUAUGCUCAGACGGCAUCACAGAUGGACACCCAACAACGGCAGCAGCAGCAACAGUUCGUCUUGUUUACGGCCUGAGUAAGAAGGACGAAAAAAACAAAUACACCAAGAAACUUCCAUUCGUUUCAUUAUGUUUGAAGAAUGAAUCACUUGCCCAAACAACGCAGAAAAACAGUGGGAAAAUUCCAAGGAAAGGCCGCGAAAAAUUAGUUUCGAGCGAGGGGAAAGAGGAGGACGAGAGCUAUGGGCUUAUUUGUCCUGGUUGUGGUGUUUUUAUGCAAGAUAAGGACCCUGACCUGCCGGGAUAUUAUCAAAAAAGGAACGUUUCUGCGGCAAACAUCUCAGAGGAUGAAGGUGUUCAGAGUUUAUCGGAGGAUGAAUUUGGUGAAGAAGAGGAAGAAUUUUUGGAUGACAUUGAGGAUAGUUUUGAGGAAAGUGAUGGGGAAGAAGAGAAUUUGGAGAGGGGGGAUGGGGUUGACUGGGAUAUGGUGAAAAAGUGGGAAGCUGAGUUGGAAGAUGAGAUUGAAAAACAGGAGGAUUGGAAGAAAGAAUUAGAUGGUUUUGCUCCACCAAGUGUUGGGUAUGGGAACAUAACUGAAGAGACACUAGAGGCAGAGAAGAAGAGGAAGAUUUCAAAGGCUGAGAGGAAGAGACUGGCUAGGGAGGCUGAGAAAGAGAGAGAAGAUGUUACAGUUUGUGCCCGGUGCCAUUCGUUGAGAAAUAGUGGGCAAGUGAAGAACCCAACAGCCGAAAACUUAAUUCCUGAUUUUGAUUUUGAUCGGUUGAUCGCUAAUCGGUUGAUGAAACCUGCGGCAAAUGGUAAUGCUACUGUUGUAGUCAUGGUUGUAGAUUGUGUUGAUUUUGAUGGCUCAUUUCCCAAACGAGCGGCAAAAUCUUUGUUUGAGGCAUUGGAGGAAAGCAAAGACAGAGUAAAAACCAGUAAAAAAUUACCAAAGCUUGUUCUUGUGGCGACAAAGGUUGAUCUUCUUCCUUCUCAGGUAUCACCUACGAGGUUAGAUAGUUGGGUACGGCGCCGCGCCAAGGUUGGAGGGGCACCUAAGUUAAGUGGGGUUUAUUUGGUUAGUGCCCGUAAGGAUUUAGGCGUGAGGAAUUUGCUGUCCUUCAUCAAGGAAUUGGCUGGACCUCGAGGGAACGUAUGGGUUAUUGGGGCUCAAAAUGCUGGUAAGUCAACUCUAAUCAAUGCAUUUACAAAAAAAGAAGGGGCAAAACUUACAAAGCUCACAGAAGCUGCUGUUCCUGGAACAACACUUGGGAUUUUGAGAAUUGGAGGUAUCUUGUCUGCCAAAGCAAAAAUGUAUGACACACCAGGGCUUCUACACCCAUAUUUGAUGUCAAUGAGAUUGAAUAGGGAUGAACAAAAAAUGGUUGAGAUACGAAAAGAGCUGCAACCUCGAACUUACAGGAUGAAGGCAAGAUGGCAGGUUGUACAUGUUGGUGGCAUAAUGAGACUUGAUGUUAACCAAGCUUCCACUGAUACAAUUUACGUCACAAUUUGGGUAUCACCAAAUGUUUCUCUUCAUAUGGGGAAGAUAGAAAAUGCUGAUGAAAUGUGGAAAAAGCAUGCUGGUUUUAGAUUGCAGCCUCCAAUUGGUACAGAUCAAUCUAAAAUGGGCAAAUGGGUAGAGAAGGAGAUCAAAGUGUCUGGAAUCAGCUGGGAUGUGAACAGCAUAGACAUUGCAGCAGCUGGUUUGGGUUGGUUCUCUGUGGGUCUCAAAGGUGAAGCCACCUUGACUUUGUGGACAUAUGAUGGCAUUCAGAUAACUGUGCGAGAGCCUUUGGUUCUCGACCGUGCUCCCUUCCUCGAGCGACCAGGAUUUUGGCUGCCAAAGGCCAUUUCUGAUGCCAUUGGCAACCAAACUAAGCAGGAGGCUCAAGCAAGAAAGAGGCUUCAAGAAGAGAGCAGAGAAGAGCUUACGGAGGUGCCUGCUUGAAGAGACACACUUUUGGUCAGUAAAUUUUUAAUUUGUUCUUUUAUCAUGAUCACUACAAUGUUUGAUCUUAAGGUAUUCACUGCAAAUAUAAAACUAUUACAAUUCCAGACAGUUUUCUAAAUUGUAAUUUUAUUGUAGUAGUUGCAUUAGGUUUGCAUUGAUUGUAGCUAUUUAGUGGCUAAGCAAGAAAAUUUGCUCUUUGUAUUUUUUAUUUUUUUCCUAUAUAAUUCUUUUCAUCAA
Malania oleifera is the source of this 2371-nucleotide messenger RNA. RefSeq names its product GTP-binding protein BRASSINAZOLE INSENSITIVE PALE GREEN 2, chloroplastic. The transcript is spliced from 4 exons. The record is from RefSeq and is a predicted model, not a curated record. The coding region runs from base 122 to 2131 and encodes 669 amino acids. Gene Ontology annotation, cellular component: mitochondrion; chloroplast stroma. Lineage: Eukaryota; Viridiplantae; Streptophyta; Magnoliopsida; Santalales; Ximeniaceae. Gene Ontology annotation, biological process: chloroplast rRNA processing; brassinosteroid mediated signaling pathway. Gene Ontology annotation, molecular function: GTP binding.